GACGCCGGCAGUACUUCACUUGGUCUACCCUCCUUCAACCAAACAAAUAUUUUCUGUUCGUCUUGCCAUACGGAGUACUCUGUACCCCCGGUACUAGGCGGCUCUUUUUGCAUCCCAUCUCCCUGCCUCCUUUGCACUACAGACUGUGCAUACGUUCGGCGUGAACACAUCUCGCGCUUCACCCGCUGCUACUUUACGACCAUCUAACAAGACCCAAGCGGUCCAAUACGCUUCAAGUCUUGUAACUACUCACCAGUGAAGUAGCCAACCUUAUGCCGACCAUCGUCGACAGUUGAGAAAUUCUAGACCACCUCGCAUACACAAGACGCCUAGAUCGCCACGAACUCUCAACCACCGCGCAACGAAAGCCGGCCAACCAGAAACCCACACAGUCCUACAGGAAUACAACGGGUACACACUCGGCGUUGUGUUGUCAGAUCACUUCUGCCAAUCUAUUUUCCAUCCACCCUUGCCAGUAUCUCUACCCUCAGCCAUAUUGCCUUUGCCACUUGGAUCAUUAUCCCAGUCUCAAGAACACCGAAAGAUUACCAAAUCCAGUAACCUAGUUCGAACUGGAGCUUUGCAGCUUAUAAGUCAACAGCUCUCGAGCGAAAGACGGAGAUCCUUUCGACUUCGGCUUACUCGCUCCGGCUUCUUCAUACGGGUACCGAAGAGUCACUCUGAACAACCUUGAGGUUGACCAGAAGAGAAAAGACGUGACCAAUCAUCCACGUUCAUCCAAAUAUUACACCAAAACUUGCCGCGACCAGCAAUAGCACGGGAGGCGCAAGCCACCACCACACCUCACCACUCGCUCCCAAGUAUCUUUUUCCCGCACCCUCCAGGUUGUGUUCGCUCUUCAUUCCCGUUGCCCACUCACUCACCGCCCGGGGUCUUGUUACUCGCUACAUACCCUGCUACCAAACUAUCCAGGUCAUAGACACUUCCGCGCCGUCUGAAGAGCCCUCAAUCGUCCCUCCCGCUCCCCCACCCUCCUCCAUUGCUCGUUCUUCCUCCGCUUCACACUCCUACCGCCCAUCUCCGUUCUUAGGCUGCUACCCUCUUACCUCAGCUUCCAAUUUUUGCGAGUAACCAAGCAAGGAAACAAGGCAACUACAGUACCGGCACUGGACCGCACUUAAGCACACCAACCUUGGUGGUCCUCCUUGCUAGUUGGUGCUUCAACUAUUGUCAGGCAAACCUCCCUCGCCGCUCCCUUUGCUCCGGCUUUCUCCCUGCAGAUUGUCACGAGCAAAGGGUGAUACCCAUACACAUUCCCAAUGUCGAGCCGACGAUCCAUCAACAUCACUGUCAAUAACCCAGGUCCUGCGUACUCCUCAACCACAUCAUCGAGCGGAUACGACUCAUCCCAGUACCAGUACGGGUACGGCCGCGACGACUCGGUAGUCGAUGACGAGGACGAUGAGGAGGUGACCGACGACGAGUCCACCGAAGACGACCAUUGGGAUGACCACUACGACGAAAUAGACCCUUCGGAUUCUGCCUCGGCGACCGCGGAGUACUAUCCUCACCCUCAUCACGGGCAUUCACCACUGCCUCCUCACUCUCCUCACUCUCGCUCUCACAGUACCCAUAGCGCUCGGAGUCCCCGACUACUAGAACGCAGCGAGUCUGCGUCGCGCCGGAAUCUAGUUUCCUCAGGGAGACAAUCUUACUCUUAUCGCGCCCCGACGGCACCUCCUCCGAUGGAGUCGGAGUACGGGGACGAGUUUGGAGGGUACGGUGGGCGCGGCCAUGGACAUCACUCACAACCCGGCUAUUAUGGCCGUGGCGCGGGUCACAGCGCCUACGCUCCUAGCCAUGCUGGAUAUGUGCCUAGCCACUUCGGAAACCAGAUGGUACCCUAUGACUACAAUAACCCAUUCGCCCCCUCUCCCAUGAACGACACCCUCGCCAGAACCAGACGCGGUGGUGGUGGCGGCGAUGACUACUUUGGCGGCCACGACCCGCGUGGACAUAACCCGCGCGGCCAUCUCUACGACAUGAUGCCCUACGGAGGAGGAGGAGGACCAGGCGCCGCCGCCGGCGCUCUCGGUUACUACGGUGCCGGAGGCGGCUUCGGUACCCCCGGGCCCAGCCACAUGGCCGGGCUCAUGUUCCAACCCCCUCCACCACCACCCACCGAACACCCGGGCAAGUCACCAACCCCGGCGCCCGAGAAGAAGCCCGACCCAGAAAUGGAAGCUCUCAAGAAGCAACUAGAGGAGUUUCAACUUGAGAAGAAGCGCAAAGAAGAAGAGGAAAAGAAUCGCGAGAUUGAGCGCAAGAUUCGCGAAAAAGCGGAGGAGGAGCUGCGCAAGAAGCAGGAAGAGGACCGCAAACGCGCCGAAGAGGAGAAGAAGCGCCAAGAGGAGCAGAACGCUGAGAUGGAACGGGCGGUCAAGGAGGCGCAGCGGGCGGCGGAGGAGAAGGCCGCUCAGGCGCGCAAGGAAGAGGAAGAGAGGCAGAGGAAACACGCCGAAGCGCUGGCCGAGGCUCAGAGAAAGGCAAGAGCUGAGUUUGAGGCUGAGCUUAAGGCUGCUGAGGAACGGCGCAAGCGCGAGGAGGAGGCUGCCAAGAUCGCUGCUGAGCUUGAAAAGCAGAGGAUUGAAGCGGCUGUGAGGGCAAAGGAGGAAGAGCUCAAGAAGAAGCAUGCCGAGGAAGAGCUGCAGCGGAUUGCGGCCGAGAAGAAGGCGGCGGAGGAGGCCGCGGAGAGGAAACGGCUGGAGGAUGAAGCCAAAGCGAGGCUGGACCGGGCGCUUAAGGAGACCGAGGAAAAGAUCGCUGCCGCCAUCCGAGCCGACCGAGAGAAGGCGGCCGAGGAAGCAGCCAAGAAGGCGGCCGAAGAAGCCGAGAAGGCGCGCAAGCAGAAGGAGUUUGAGGAGUGGCAGAAGCACCUCGAGGCCGAGGCCAAGCUCAAGGCCGAGAUCGAAGCCCGCGAGCGGAUGGAAAAAGAAAGAGCGGAAGCUGCGAAAGCCGCGGCCGCAGAAGAGGAGCGCAAGAAGGCGGAGGAGGCACUGCGUAAGCGGCUCCUGGACGAGGCCGAGAACAAGGCCCGGGAAGCUGCCGAGAAGGCCAAGGCCGCCGAAGAAGAGAAAAAGGCUGCCGAAGAGGCGCUCAAGAAGAAGAUCUUGGCCGAGGAGGCGGCCAAGAAGAAGGAGGAGGAGGAGGCUGAACAGAAGAAAGAUAAGGCCCCCAUCAGAUUUAAGGACGCUGUAGGCCGCAAGUUCAGUUUUCCCUUCCGUCUGUGCCAGACGUGGCAGGGUAUGGAAGAACUCAUCAAACAAGCCUUCCUCCACGUCGACGUCAUCGGCCCCCACGUUCAAGAAGGCCACUACGACCUGAUCGGCCCCGACGGCGAGGUAAUCCUCCCGUCCGUUUGGGAGCGUGUCAUCGAGCCGGACUGGCAAAUCACCAUGCAGAUGUGGCCCAUGGACAAAGCGCCCCUCCGCAACCAGAUGCCUCCCGGUGCUUUACCCCCGGGCUUCGGCGCCGGUGCCCCCGGUGGUCACGGAAUGGGUGGGUGGUCUCCCCGGCCAAGGCCGUCCCAUGUUCCCCGGCGCCCCACCCGCUUCUCGUAUGCCACCCGGCAUCUCGGACGCACACGGGCACAGAAUGGCGCACGACAUGUUCCCUCCCGGGCAGCCUGUCCGUCCGCCUAUGGGAAUGCCUCCUGGUAUGGGUAUGGGCAUGGGUGGUGGUGGUGGAGGAGGAGGUAUCCCGCCCCCGCCCCCGCCUGGCUGGCCUCCUAGUGGCAGUAGACACGCCGCUGCGCCGCCGCCGAGACCCGCGGCCAUCGUGGUCGAUGUUGAACCCGAAGUCAGGCAGCACAGGUCGAAGCAUUCGUCGAGCCACAGCAGAAAGGAGACGAAGGCGACGGUGCUGGGGUGGAUGGCGGGCGGGAAGCCGGUGAAGAGUAGUAGUAGUAAGAAGAAGAAGCACUAAGCGAGUCCAUUGGGCGAAGACGCCGGAGUCAUCGAUGAUUUAAAGGGUGUGUAUGGGUGAUCGACUACGACACCCAUUCGGCUCUUAAACCCUCCACGCUGGUUGAUUCAAAGAGCCGAUCUACACCUCCCUUUCUUUUUCAUCGUCGCUUUUUUUGGUGUUUGUUUGUUUUGGCUUUUGAUACCUCUUUCUCUGCUUGAUCUGGCUUUUGACAUUGUUUUUUUGUUUAUUCUUUUGGCGGAUACAGAGGCGUUCCUUUAGGGGGGGCUUUCUAACGCGCUUUGCCUCGUUUACAAAAUCUUAUGACGAAAAAGUAGUGCAAUGGGAUGAUGCGUGAUGAUGGAUGAGAAAUGGACAAGUAAUGUAGUUGAUGCCAUGUGAUUCAUGGUACGAGAUCAUGUGUGGAUGACUAUGUAUACGUUACGCCAGGGUAGGGGAAGAGAUGUCGAUGUGGGUGUGGAGAUGGACGGGGACGUUGAUUGACGAGGAAGGGGGUGGUUCGAUGUUGAUUGGCAUAGGUUUUGGUUUGCAAUACAUCAGUACUUGGGAG
Messenger RNA from Neurospora crassa OR74A, 4495 nucleotides. RefSeq lists its product as hypothetical. The transcript is spliced from 6 exons. Gene Ontology annotation, molecular function: ATP-dependent H2AZ histone chaperone activity. Gene Ontology annotation, biological process: chromatin remodeling; regulation of DNA-templated transcription. NCBI's taxonomy places the organism in Eukaryota, Fungi, Ascomycota, Sordariomycetes, Sordariales, Sordariaceae. The record is from RefSeq and is a predicted model, not a curated record. Gene Ontology annotation, cellular component: nucleus. Bases 1281 to 3752 code for a protein of 823 amino acids.